UAACGGGCAACAUGUAAUAAAAAUCACAGGUACGGCAAACGCAUGAACUGAUCUGGAAAAUGGAAAAUGGAAAAUGGAAAAUGCAAAAUGCCGAAUCUGCCAACACCUUCUUCUUAGCUGUGCACUUUUUCUUCAUCUUCCUCAACUCUUCACUCUUUCUUUCUCCUUCUCUCUGAUCUGACAUUCUGACCCCUCCAAAUUUCCCAACUUCUUUUGCUGGGUGAAAAAUGUUCAAGAAUUAAUCCCUAAAUUAACGAAACUUCCCGAAGUAUUUUUUACUUGAGCAAUUGGUUGAAAUCGAUUCUGGGUUCGAAAGCAUUUGAAAAAUGGCGGGUCAGAAUCAAGGAGUAAAUAUGGAUCAAUUUGAGGCGUUUUUUAAGAGGGCAGAUUUGGAUCAUGAUGGUCGGAUUAGUGGUGCCGAAGCCGUCGCUUUUUUUCAAGGAUCUGGCUUGAAUAAACAAGUUCUUGCCCAGAUAUGGAUGCAUGCCGAUCAGAAUCGUGGUGGUUUCCUUGGUCGUCAAGAGUUUUUUAAUGCUCUCAAACUGGUAACCGUUGCACAGAGUAAGCGAGAAUUGACCCCAGAUAUUGUCAGGUCAGCAUUGCAUGGACCAGCUGCAUCUAGGAUCCCUCCCCCACAAAUAAAUCUUCCACCUGCUCCUACACCUCAGUCAUCUUCCGUGUCUAGUUCACCUGCAAUGCAGAUGGGUUCUGGGAUGCCUUCUGCGUCACAAAAUCUUGGUUAUAGAGGACCUUUACCUCCUAACCAGAACAUGCAGCAGCAAUAUUUCCCAUCUCCAGGGAACCAGUUCAUGAGGCCCGCUCAAGGCCUUCCUUCUAGUUCUGCUUCACUUCCUAUUCAAAGUGGUCACGGUCUUCCUAAUUCAGGUGUCUCACCAACUGGGGUUCCAAACUCUGGCUUGUCAAUUCCUGGUCGUCCAAGCCUAGGCAUGUCGAAUCCUGGUUUUCCAAGCUCUGGCAUGUCGAAUCCUGGUUUUCCAAGCCCCGGCAUGUCGAGUUCUGGUUUUCCAGGAUCAGGUUUGUCGGCUCCUGGUGUCCCAAGUUCUGGAAUGUCUCCAUCUGUUGUUCCAAAUUCAGGAAUAUCAACUCCUGGUCAUCCAAACACUAGUGUCUCAGCCAAUUGGAUGGGUGGAAACAUGAGUGGGGUUCCAUAUGGACACAUGUCUCAGGUUCCUAAUAAGGGGACUACUCCAUCAACACCACAAACUAUGCCAGUGACCUCUCAAACUGCAAACAACAGUUUUAAUGCAACUGCUGCUUCUCCUUCCAAUCCAGUUUCUGGAGGUGACCCUUUUGCUGCCUUUUCAAUGAGCAAACCAGGUGCUUCUCCAGCAACAUCUUCGGCUAUAGUUCCUGUAUCUAUUUCACCUCCAGCAUCCUCUAUGACGACUUCAUCAGCAAUUGUUCCGGUAGCCUCUGCAACUCAGCCUCCAUUAAGAUCAAGUUCUCUUGAUUCAUUACAGAGCGCCUUUGUGAAGCAACCUGUGGGUGGUCAGCCACAAGCUUUCUCAAACCCGUCUCAGUCUUUAUCUCAAGUCAGUUUCUCUGGUGUUUCACCCGGUAAGUCUACAUUAGAACAAUCCCAGCCACCAUGGCCAAAGAUGACUACUCCUGGUAUUCAGAAAUAUACCAAAGUAUUCAUGGAGGUUGACACUGAUCGAGAUGGAAAAAUCACCGGUGAACAAGCACGUAACCUGUUUCUGAGCUGGAGACUACCAAGAGAGGUUUUAAAGCAGGUGUGGGACUUAGCUGACCAGGAUAAUGACAGCAUGCUAUCUUUGAGGGAGUUCUGCAUAGCCCUAUAUUUGAUGGAGCGGUAUAGAGAAGGCCGUCCUCUUCCAUCUUCACUUCCCAAUAACAUUAUGUUUGAUGAAGCUCUGAUGCGGGUGCCAGGUCUUCCAAAUUCAUCGCAUGGUAAUGCAGCCUUGGGAGCAACAUCUGGUACUGGUUACAGGCCAGUUCUGGGAAGCCUUGCUUCUUCACCUGUGGUGCCUGCAGCUGGUUUAAGGCCAGUCAUGCAGCCAUCUCCUCAGCCUGACAUGACCGGACAAUUCCAGCAGCCAAAGUCAAGAGCACCUGUAUUGGAUAAUUCCCAAGUAAACCAUUUCCGUGACGGUGAGAAGAAUAUUCUACAACCAAAUGCUCCAGAAACAAAUUAUGCGGAAAACAAGGUUGAAAAGGCGGAGAAAGUAUAUCUAGAUUCCAGGGAAAAGCUUGAGUUCUACCGUACAAAAAUGCAGGAACUUGUUCUGUACAAAAGUCGAUGUGAUAACCGACUGAAUGAGAUCAUCGAGAGGGCAUCUGCAGACAAGCGUGAGGCGGAUUUACUUGGAAAGAAAUAUGAAGAAAAGUAUAAGCAAGUUGCAGAAAUAGCCUCCAAGCUAACUAUUGAAGAGGCUAAUUUCCGAGAAUCUCAGGGGCGAAAAGCAGAGUUACAGCAAGCAAUUAUUAACAUGGAACAAGGUGGAAGUGUGGACGGUAUUCUUCAGGUCCGCGCUGAUAGGAUACAGUCAGAUUUUGAGGAUCUCCUAAAAGCUUUGUCUGAACGCUGCAAAAAACAUGGAAUAGAGGUUAAGUCAGCAGCAUUGAUUGAGCUUCCUAAAGGUUGGCAACCUGGAAUUCAAGAAGAAGCUUCUGUCUGGGAUGAAGAAUGGGACAAGUUCGAAGAUGAAGGACUCCAAAUUGACAAGGAGGUCGGAACGGACACACAAAAUGUCAGGGCUUCUCCGAGAUCCACAUUAUUCGAGAAUGGAACAUACUCUCAUGAUGAUGAAUAUAGCAUUGAUUCCUCAUCAAAUGUGGAUGCCAAGUCAGAGAAGCAAUACAGUAAAGGUGAACAGUCUCUUUAUAGUGAGUCCGCACACGGCCACAGUGAAGAUGAUUCUGCAAGAAGCCCACAUGGAAGCCCAGCACAUCGAGCCACACCGGAAAGCCCAUCACAAGAUUUUUCAGAUAUUUUUGCUCAGAGUGAAGCAGAUACAGAUUUCAAUCGAAGCUUUGAGGACCAGGGUUGGGGCAAUUUCGAUGGUACUGAUGAUGCAGAUUCAGUUUGGGGAUUUAGUUCCAAGGAGCAGCAUGGGGAUCGCCUGUUUGAAUCUGGUGGCUUUGGUUUAAGUCCUCGAACAGAUUCACCGCAAGGGGGAAGCAGUUACAAUAAAAGAAGCCCAUUUGCUGAUUCCGUGCCAGGAACACCAUCGUUCUCUAAGUCUCCAAGAUACAGCAGCGAGACUGGGGACAACUUGUUUGAUAAUUAUUCAAGGUUUGAUUCCUUCAAUAUGAAUGAAAGCAGCCGGUUUUCUCCACCACGUGAAAAUCUUACAAGGUUUGACUCCAUAAGCAGCAACAGGAGUGGUUUUGGUGGUCAUAAUCGAGGAUUUAAUUCAUUUGAUGAUGCAGAUCCAUUCGGGUCUUCUGGACCUUUUAAGGUCUCUGAAACACCCAAGAAAGCUUCAGAUAAUUGGAGUUCAUUCUAGAUAAGAUCAACUCCCAUCUUCAAUUGGCUGGGCAAAGUCAUAUAUAAUUAUAGCAGCCAUUUUUUGUGUGUUUGUAUAGUAAAGAGCUCUAGUUGGUGUUGUAAAUUCGUCAGUAUUUGUGCCUUUGUAAUGUUUUGUAGACUCAUCAACAUUUUUUCUCCUGAACUUUGUGCAUUAUUUUUUAUUUGUGAAUCGACAGCACCCUUCUAUGUCAAGGGUUGAGAGUAUAGGAUAGUAAAAGAAACUCGAUGAAACUGUGGUCCAUAAAAUUUACAUUGUAUUUGAUAAAAAUAUUUGUUUGA
Molecule: messenger RNA, 3793 nt
Organism: Spinacia oleracea (spinach)
Lineage: Eukaryota; Viridiplantae; Streptophyta; Magnoliopsida; Caryophyllales; Amaranthaceae
Exons: 13
Coding region: 327-3491 (1054 amino acids)
Biological process (GO): endocytosis; endosomal transport
Cellular component (GO): plasma membrane; nucleus; cytoplasm
Molecular function (GO): calcium ion binding; protein binding
Source: RefSeq, a predicted model, not a curated record